Truncatella angustata is the source of this 1307-nucleotide messenger RNA. RefSeq names its product dihydrodipicolinate synthetase. The transcript has a single exon. Gene Ontology annotation, molecular function: 4-hydroxy-tetrahydrodipicolinate synthase activity. The coding region runs from base 213 to 1160 and encodes 315 amino acids. The record is from RefSeq and is a predicted model, not a curated record. Lineage: Eukaryota; Fungi; Ascomycota; Sordariomycetes; Amphisphaeriales; Sporocadaceae.
UGCGAUCUCGGCAUUAUACACUUGCACUGCACAACAAGAAAUGUGUAAUUAGAACUAUAUACACGCUCCUAAGGCACCUGCCAGGGACGUAUUAUAUACUAAGGGUUUGACUGACUGAUAUUGUGCAAAACCAACCACAAAGCCGCGUGCAAUAAGUGAUAUUCGACAGGUUUCGUUCUAUCCUACCGUAUUUAUUUCCCAAAGACAACAAGAUGGCAUAUCACAUCCCCCCUAGUGGCGUCUGGUGCCCUGCCGUCACAUUCUUCAACCCGGAGACUGAUGAGCUAGACCUAGAUUCACAGGCCACUUACUAUUCGUACCUGGCGCGAACUGGUCUGGCUGGUCUAGUCAUUCUGGGUACGAACGCUGAAGCGUUUCUGCUGACACGCGAGGAGCGCAAGACCUUGAUUGAUACAGCCCGCAGAACAGUGGGCCCGGACUUCCCUAUUAUGGCAGGAUGUGGAGCGCAUUCGACGAAGCAGGUUCUUGAGCUCAUCGCUGAUGCGGCAGAUGCUGGAGCCAACUCUGCUUUGGUCUUGCCACCAGGGUAUUUUGGCAAAGCUACCACCCCAGAAGUUAUCGAGAGGUUUUACGCCGACGUCUCCAAGGGUAGCAAGCUUCCCAUCGUCAUUUACAACUUUCCUGGAGUGUGCAACGGUGUCGACCUUGGAUCAGACGUGAUCGCCAAGCUGGCCAACAAGCACGAAAACAUUGUUGGUACCAAACUCACCUGUGGAUCAGUGGCUAAGAUCACUCGUCUUGCGGCUGCUCUUCCCAAUUUUGCGACAUUCGGAGGUCAAUCAGACUUCAUCAUCGGCGGUCUAAGUUCCGGAUCAGUCGGGUGCAUCGCAGCCUUUGCAAAUGUGUUCCCAAAGACAAUCGUGAAGAUUUACGAUCUUUACAGGGAAGGGAAACAACAAGAGGCUUUGGAGUUGCAUCAGAAAGCAGCUCUAGCAGAACAACAAAUUAAGGCGGGAAUUGGCGCUACAAAAUACGCUGCCGCAAUACGGACUGCGACGGCCGCUGGUAUUUCGGAUCCAGUUACAAAAUUACAACCCAGGACCCCGUACGAUCCGCCAACGGAGCCUGUGAAGGAAACGAUAAGACAAGGUACAGAAGAGGUAGCGAAAAUUGAGGAAAGCUUACCCCUUCGAUCAUGACUUCUAAGAUAGGAUGCUUGCAAGCACAAAUAAACAAGUAAUGGAUUUCGAAAAGAUUUGUAGUCUGUUUCUUCUGAGCGAUAUCAUUGACAUUCAUCAAGAUCCAAGAAGCAGCCCCAGAAGAAAUAAGUCGGGAGAUAACGCCUG